ACCGUUUUCACCAACAAGGGGAUGGCGGCUCACAUAAGCCAGAACCGACUCAAGGCCAAGGGCAUGGGCCAGCACCACAACGCCCAGAACUACAACAACCAGAGCUUUGAGGAGCUGCGAGCACUCUGCCUACGGAAGGGGCAGCUGUUCAAGGACCCCUUUUUCCCUGCUGAACCCAGCUCACUGGGCUUCAAGGAACUGGGCCCCAACUCCAAACACGUGCAGAACAUCAGCUGGCAGCGGCCCCGUCAAAUCACAAGCAAUCCUCAAUUCAUUGUGAAUGGGGUCAGCCCGACUGACAUCUGCCAGGGGGUGCUCGGGGACUGCUGGCUGCUUGCUGCCAUCGGCUCCCUUACGGUGUACCCCGAACUGCUGUACCGCGUGGUGCCCAGGGGGCAGAGCUUCAAGAAAAACUAUGCUGGUAUCUUCCAUUUUCAGAUUUGGCAGUUUGGGCAGUGGAUGGACGUGGUGGUGGAUGACCGGCUGCCCACAAAGAAUGGCAAGCUGGUGUUCGUGCAUUCAGCCGAGCGCACCGAGUUCUGGAGUGCCCUGCUGGAGAAGGCGUACGCCAAGCUGAACGGAUCCUAUGAAGCCCUGUCAGGGGGCAGCACGGUGGAGGGCUUUGAGGACUUCACGGGGGGCGUGACCCAGAGCUUCCAACUCCGGAAGCCCCCUCCGAACCUGCUGAGGAUGCUUAGAAAGGCCAUAGAGCGAUCAUCCCUCAUGGGGUGCUCCAUCGAAAUCAACAGCCAAAGUGACUUGGAGUCAUUGACGGAAAGGAUGCUGGUGAAAGGACAUGCUUACUCAGUGACCGGCCUUCAGGAUGUCCUGUACCGCGGCAGGAUGGAAACACUGAUUCGGGUCCGGAAUCCCUGGGGCCGGAUUGAGUGGAAUGGAGCCUGGAGUGACAAUGCCAAGGAGUGGGAAGACGUGGCCCCAGACGUCCAGAGGCAGCUGCUGCACAGGAAGGAGGACGGAGAGUUCUGGAUGUCCUACGGAGAUUUCCUGGACAACUUCACCCUCCUGGAAAUCUGCAACCUGAUACCCGACACGCUUUGUGGGGACUACAAGAGGUGUUGGCACACCACCUUCUACGAGGGCAGCUGGAGGAGGGGCAGCACUGCAGGGGGCUGCCGGAGCUACAUUGACACAUUCUGGACCAACCCACAGUUUAAGAUCUCUCUCCCCGAGGAGGAUGAUGCCCCAGAGGACGACGAAGCCGUCUGCACCUGCCUGGUGGCCCUGAUGCAGAAGAACUGGAGGCGGGCACGGCCCCAGGGAGCCCAGCUGCAGACCAUCGGCUUUGUCAUCUACUCCGUCCCAAAGGAGUUUCAGAACCUCCAGGACGUCCACUUGAAAAAGGACUUCUUCGUGAAGUAUCAGGACCUGGGCUUCUCAGAGAUCUUCACCAACUCACGGGAGGUCAGCAGCCACCUCCGGCUGCCUCCGGGGGAAUACAUCAUCAUUCCCUCCACCCUUGAGCCGCACAAGGAUGCUGACUUCCUGCUCCGGGUCUUCACGGAGAAGCACAGCGAGUCCUGGGAACUGGAUGAAGCCAACAUCGCUGAGCUUCUCCAAGAGGAGAACAUCUCUGAGAAUGACAUAGACCAGGACUUCAUACGUUUGUUUCACAUAGUGGCCGGUGGAGAGGACAAGGAGGUGGGCAUAUAUGAGCUACAGAAGCUGCUCAACAAGGUGUUCUCCGAAGUCAAAAACCUCAAAACCAAGGGUUUCAGCCUGGACGUGUGCCGCUGUAUGGUCAACCUCUUGGAUAAGGAUGGCUCUGGCACACUGGGGCUUCAGGAGUUCCAGAUCCUGUGGAGAAAAAUCAAGAAAUGGACGGACAUCUUCCGAGAGUGUGACCAGGACCACUCAGGCACCUUGAACUCCUAUGAGAUGCGCUUGGCAAUUGAGAAAGCAGGCAUCAAACUGAAUAACAAGGUGACACAGGUGUUGGUGGCCAGGUAUGCAAAUGACGAAAUGAUCAUGGAUUUUGACAGCUUCAUCAGCUGUUUCCUGAGGCUGAAGGCCAUGUUCACGUACUUUCUAACCAUGGACCCUAACAAUACUGGCCAGAUUUGCUUGAACCUGAACCAGUGGCUGCAGAUAACCAUGUGGGGUUAGUCACUGCGGGACCCUGGCUUCCUACCGCCAUCGGCCCCGCCCCCUGCCCCGCCCCGCCCCACCACCACCCCGCCGGGUUCUGGCCUGGGGGCCGGGGUGCUCCUUGUGGCGCUCAACUCUGCGGUCUCUGCUGAUGGAACGGCCGAGAUGCCGUGCUUAUUCCAGCAGCAGGACCUCCAGGCCCACCCUCCCAGCGCAAAGAGUUUUUCCCCCACAGUCUCCCUCCCUCUCUGAGUACAUUUCACUAAACAUUAAGUGACACUUCUGCGGUGUCCCCGGCUGGGGAGACUGUCCACGUUUCCUACCCUACUCAACGCUGGCCUGUUUCAUGGCUCCUCCCUUCUCCCCCCCACUCAAGGGCAUUAUUAUAAUGAACAACACAUGCCACUGGCUUCUGUGUCUCUUGUGUUUCUAUGCCAGAAAAAGACUGGCAGGGGUGUAAGUCAUUUCCUCAGUACCAAAGAGGGGACACCCAGGAGCUCUCAGUUGGGGUGAUACCACCCCCUAUCCAGGGAGCAUUUGGAAAUGUGUGGUUGUCACAGAAGCUAGAGGGCGCUGGUGUCAUUUAUGGGCAGCGGCUGGGAUGCUAAAGGCAUAAGAGUCCCUGUCUGUGAACUGUACACAGCGCGGUACCCAGAGCAGCAUCCGACGGGAGGGCUGAGCCGCAGGACCCAGAACCGCCCCUCCCAUCUCCUUCCUCAAACUGGAGUCUCCAAAGGUGACACUGCUGGUCUAGCAAAAGUCAAAAAUCCUGCACCGGCAGGAGUCAGCCAGUCAUAGAAAGGAACUGGCCCUCUUAGAUGUGUGGCUGGGAGGGGUGGGGGACAGUGGCCGUGGGUGAGUUCAUUCCUGCCUUAAAGGUGUUCAGAUUCAAAUCAUUCUUACUGUUAAAAAACUGCUGACUGCCAGGCUAUGGUCCUCACCGGAAGGGUGGAGGGAUCCUUGGUUCACCAGUCCUUGACCUUGGAGUCUCUGCCUCAGAUGCCCCCUGUUUCCAGCCCCCAGCCUCCUGCUGCAGUGCGAAAACUGAGACCACCAGCAGUGUCCCCCAACUGCACUUCUCCUGUCCUUCCAGAUCGCUCCGUGGCUUCCCGCUCUGGGGAACUGUGCCUGCGAGCUUUUCAGCCUCUUGCAUACAGACCGCUUCCAAAUUCCCUUAGAUUAGUGUCGAAUAAAUCUAAACCCCAAAAGAAUUGGGAUCCGUCCUGGGUCUGUGUACUUUCAGCUUCCCAGCGUAGCUAGCUUCGUUUCCUCCUGCAGUAAGGACUCCAAGACUUCCUUCUAUUUGCACUAAACACGCCCAUUCCUCUUAUGCUUGGGGGCGUGGGGGGCUUCCAGCCUUCCUGGGUCUGGUGACUGAUUCCCUGCACUAGCCCUGCCCCCUGCCUCCUCUGUGACAACUGCCCAUCACUGUCACUCCAUUGCCUCCCCCACCACCUCCCGAGGAAUCAUUUCCUGCCCUGCCACUCUCUUCUCCCAUCCUCUCCCCUCUGCAGUCUUGUCUGAGAGAGAAGGUCACACUCUGUUAAUGAGGGUCUUAAGACUGAUUCCUCCACCCUAAUUUUCUACCACCACCUUUUCUCCUCAGAGCAGCGAAGGAGCAAAGGUCCCUGGGUGGGUCAUGGAUCCUUUGGGAGAGGCCAGAAAACUAGCAGGUCCUUUGAGUUUUGAGAGAACCCAGCAGUGCCCAGUUGGUUCUGGGGAGCCCAGCAAGAUGCUGACCCCACCCCAUCCUUGUCCCUUGCCCUAGCGGAAGAUGCUGCCAACUUCUGGCUGGAUGGCCUUGGGCAAAUUAUUUUAUUUCUCUAACAGAGUUUCCUUUUUCUCAUCUGUCAGUUGGGGGUGACAGGGAGUUCACUGGUGGCCUAGAGGUUAGGAUUCUGGGCUUUCACUACCAUGGCCCAGGUUCAAGCCCUGGCCGGGGAACUGAGAUAUCCCACAAGCCGUAUGGCUCGGCCAAAAAAAAAUGGGGGUGACUGUGCCUGUCUCAGAGGGCUGCUGUAUGGACGACUGAGGUUAUGAGGGUGAAGUACUGUGCUUCCCACAGAUGGUAAACUCAUUACUGUUACCUAAAAAUUGGGUUCCCCUCUUGUUGGGUGUCGAACCAGAAGACACAACCAAGCCAAAGAGCAGGAGAAGGGACGAUUUAUUACUUGCAGCGAGUAAGGAGGACCCUGGAGAUCUUUCCCAAAGCAGUGUGUCCCCAACAGCCACACUGGGGACGUUCUAAACUAAGGGUACAUGCAUAUUCAUGACGGGGCUUGAGCAGAGGAGAAUUCAGCAUGGAAUUUGGGCAAAAGUCAACAGAGGCCAAGCUUCAGUUGACUGAAGUCACAAGGGCCAGAAAAGGUCAACAUCACCAUCUCUUAAGUUCCAGUGGAGCUGGUGGUUGAGUGCUUCAGGCUAAUCUCUACCCCUGAACCAGAACUGGGAGUCUACAACUGAUUUAUUAUCUCUGCCAUUCUUACUUCUCUUGCCUAAGUCAUUCCGUUCCUCUGUUCCCUCACGAUCAUUAUUACUGAGACCUGUUCAAGGGCAAGCAUCGUGGCCAGGCUUAGAUCACAAAACGGUUUAGGCUUAAAUGGCUUCUCUGACGUCCAAAAACUAUAUCUGGGGACUUCCCUGGUGGGCCGGUGGGUAACACUCCGCGCUCCCAAUGCAGGGGGCCCGGGUUCGAUCCCUGGUCGGGGAACUAGAUCCUGCAUGCAUGCCGCAACUGGGAGUCCGCAUGCCGCAACUAAGAAGUCUGCACGCUGCCACUAAAAGGUCCCGCGUGCCAAAAUAAGAUCCUGCGCAGCCAAAAUAAAUAAAUAAAUGAAUAAAAAUAAAAUCUUAAGAAAAAAAAAACUAUAUCUGGAUCCCCCUACCCUUUCUGCUUAUACCGUCACCACACUUAGCAGAGCCCCAUGUAUAGUUUGUGCUCUGAACAACUAAAAGGGGCAUCAUUCACCCAGAUUACGAUGUGAGGGGCAUCCCAGGAUUUUAGCACGUGACUGCCCUGUAUUGGAAAAGUGAGAUGAACUAGCAUACACUUAAUAAACAUAUCUACUUCAUGCAUGCAUCCACCAUGUAUGCAAACAUGCCUACAUCACAUUCCUCCACAUCCAAACGCUAAAACAAAAGUUCCCCCCAGCUACAGCCAGGCCUGGCUGCUCCCUGCUCCUGCCUGUCAAGUCUGCUCUCUGCACACACACCCUCACCAGCCCCUUCCGACUCAAUCUCGUUCAACUUCACUUGCCUCCUUCCCCAGCCUAAUGCCUGGGAGACCUUUCUCGUGACGUCCUUGCCGUCUCCCAGUGGUGUGUAACCACAUUUUCUGCUCUGCUCUUCUGGUCCUCAGCAUGCGGCAUUUCCUCUGUUCACAGAGGUGGGGUUCUGCUGGGGAAGGGCCCUAGACCAUGCUGCCUGCACCGUGCACAACACAACCUAGGUGCCCUUGACUGAGGUCACAUGGUAAUCUAGAGCUCACCUCUGGAUGACUCACUGCCACUCCCCACAGCAGCUGCCCCCGUUUCCUUUAGACCCCUCUCUACACCCUCCAACUGCACUGCAAAGACGAGGCCACAUCAGGGAACGGAGGUCCCUUAGAAUACAUAGCUCCAGAGCUUCGUCCUCUGGUCUCUGAGAAAGUGGGGUCAAAAUGUGCUAGAAAUCUUGCCAUUUGCAACAAGAUGGAUGGACCCUGAGGGCGCUAUGCUAAAUGAAAUAACUCAGACAGAGAAAGACAAACACUCUAUGAUCUCACAAGUGGAAUCUAAAAAAAUUUUUUUAAUAAUUUAAAAACAACUCAUAGGACUUCCCUGGUGGCCCAGUGGUUAAGAAUCCGCCUGCCAAUGCAGGGGACACGGGUUCGAGCCCUGGUCCGGGAAGCUCCCACAUGCCGCAGAGCAACGAAGCCCGUGCGCCACAACUACUAAGCCUGCGCUCUAGAGCCUGCGAGCUACAACUACUGAGCCCACGUGCCCGAACUACUGAAACCCACGCGCCUAGAGCCCGUGCUCUGCAACAAGACGAGCCACCGCAAUGAGAAGCCCUUGCACCACAAAUGAAGAGUAGCGCCCGCUCGCCACAACUAGAGAAAGCCCGCGUGCAGCAACGAAGACCCAACGCAGCCAAAAAUAAUUAAUUAAUUAAUUAAUUUAAAAGAACAACUCAUAGAUACAGAGGACAGAUUGGUGGUUGCCAGAGGUGGUGGUGAGGGCUGAGUGGAAUAUGUGAAAGUGGUCAAAAGGAACAAACUUCCAGUGAUAAGUCAUGGGGGGAAUUCCCUGGCAGUCCAGUGGUUAGAAUUUCGCGCUUCCACUGCCAUGGGCCUGGGUUCAAUCCCUGCUCAAGGAACUAAAAUCCCACAAGCUGCGUGGUGUGGCCAAAAACAACAACAACAAAAGAAGUCAUGGGGAUGUAAUGUAUGUGGCACAGUGACUAUAGUUAAUAAUACUGUUUUGCAUAUUUGAAAGUUGCUAAGGCUGUAGAUCUUAAAAGUUCUCAUCACAAGAAAAAUGAGAAGGAAAUGUCUGAAUCUAGGACUGGGGCAAGAAAUAUACGGGAUGAACCUGGAGCGUCUUGUAGUGCCAGAAA
Messenger RNA from Orcinus orca (killer whale), 6702 nucleotides. RefSeq names its product calpain 11 (gene CAPN11). The transcript has 21 exons. Gene Ontology annotation, biological process: proteolysis. The record is from RefSeq and is a predicted model, not a curated record. Gene Ontology annotation, molecular function: calcium ion binding; calcium-dependent cysteine-type endopeptidase activity. Lineage: Eukaryota; Metazoa; Chordata; Mammalia; Artiodactyla; Delphinidae. Gene Ontology annotation, cellular component: cytoplasm. The coding region runs from base 22 to 2124 and encodes 700 amino acids.